Messenger RNA from Podarcis raffonei (Aeolian wall lizard), 2254 nucleotides. RefSeq names its product solute carrier family 25 member 53 (gene SLC25A53). The transcript has 2 exons. The record is from RefSeq and is a predicted model, not a curated record. The coding region runs from base 178 to 1032 and encodes 284 amino acids. NCBI's taxonomy places the organism in Eukaryota, Metazoa, Chordata, Lepidosauria, Squamata, Lacertidae.
GAGCGAGAGAGUUAAGGGAGAAGGAUGGCAAGGGGACAGAUCUCCUGGCCUGUGGCUGCUGUUUCUUUGGAGCGCUGCAAGGAAGAACUGCACCUCUGAGCAUCACUUGGGGCCUUUAGGAAGGAGAAGAUUUGUUCAGUCCAAAAGAGGAAGACUCCCAGCAGGAACUCCGAGAAGAUGGAGGAAAAUCACCACAAAAGAUGGAGCUCCGCCAGCUGUGCCGUGGGAGCUGCUUCCAGCUUCGCCACCACGCUGGUGACCUUCCCCGUCUACAAGACCAUUUUCCGCCAGCAGCUCCAUGCCUUGUCUAUCACGGAGGCCAUCAGCCAGCUGCGCCAGGAGGGCCUUGCCGGCUUCGCACGAGGCAUUGCUCCUCCGCUCCUGGCCAGGACGUUGCAGGGGGCUUUGAUGUACGGCACCCACGACAACCUCCUUCGAGCCUUCUCAGACAGGUCCCCCAGGCCUUACUCGCUGAGAGACCGAGCCUUUGCAGGCCUCCUCUCGGGCUUCCUGGAAGCACUGGCCUUUGGCCCCUUCGAGAGGGUCCAGAACGUUCUCCAGGACGGGCGGACCGUGAGGAGAUUCCCCACAACCUGGAGCAUCCUGGAGGAAUUCAACUCCUACGCCCCCAAGGAGAGGCUGGCCCUGGGCUACUACCGAGGCCUCAGCCUCAUCCUGACCCGCAAUGGCCUGGGCUGUGCCCUCUACUUCUCCUUCAAGGACCCCCUCCGCGAUGGCCUGUCUGACAGGGGCUUGCCCCGCUGGCUCCCGGCCCUGGUGUCGGGCAGUGUGAACGGAACCGCCAUCUCCUUCCUCCUCUUCCCUCUCAGCGUCCUCAUCGCCAACGUGCAGUCUCAGGUGGGGAAGGAGGAGACCCUCAGACUCCCGGCGGCGGCUGCAGCCGUCUGGAGGGCUCGGGGCAGGAAAGCCACGCUCCUCUACAGAGGAGGGUCCCUGCUCAUCCUCCGGGCCGGAGUCACAUGGGGCCUCACCACAGCCAUCUAUGACUUGCUUGUGGACAUCAGGGGCUAGGAGACCCUAUCCCAUCCCGUUAAGGCCUUCCCAGAGCGGGGGGACAUUAUUCUGGGCCAGGCAAGAGAGGAAAGGUCCCCGUAGGGGAGGCAGGGAGAGGAAAACAGCACGGAAGACUGUUAAGUUGUGGGUAGACAUAGCAGACGACGCAGCGAUUCUCCAAACAGCUCUUUAUUUGUAAGCUGGAACAGAACUGAACUGAAGGGUUCGGCCAGCCUGCUGAUAUAGAGCUCCAGUACAACGUAACUGUAACAACUUUCUGUAACUAUCCAAUCACUGAACGUCACUUUCGAUCCCUUAUUUGCAUAUGUGGACCUGAACUAUCUACAGUAUCCCCCUGCUGGCCCAGGGUGAUAACUUCAGUACAUAACAAGGACAAUGUUUAAUCUCGGGGUGAGGUGGGGAAGAGACCCAGUUCUAGAGCAAAACAGCAGGUGGAAAAUACAGGCUGCAGAAUCCUCUGCAGAAACCUGAAGCUGAUGGAGAAACACCUGCUGAUCUUGCCACCUAAGGCCUUCUCCUCGAUCCAGUCUGUGCCUCCGACUGCAGUCCUCAGCACCAUCCGAAGUGGUUCCCAUCGAGAUGGGGACCUGCCUCUGAGGAACAGGCGCUUGCCUGGGGCUGGGCAGGACCAAAACUGGAGGUCCACGUCUCAGGUUCUUCCUUUUCGUACUAUAUGCUGGCAGUGCUGGUUUUCUAGAAAAAGAGGUGCCGCAACUCACCAUGAAUGCCUCCCUCAUUCUCUUAGAAUGGGAAUGGUGCCCACCUGAGAAGUGCCUCAACCCACCUGAGAGGUGCCAGGUGAGCUCUAGCUGGGGGGAAAAACUUGCUGCAUUAAUUAAUUUAAGCUGCAGUAUGAAACAAGCAUAAGGGGAAGUCCCUUUGAACACACUGCCACUUUCUUCUGAGUAAACGCAAGGGGGCAUCCACUGUUAAGAAACGCAGGCAGCAAGGAACAAACUGCAAUGCAAUGGUUGAAUUAAUUUGCACACUGAAGACUUUGAUAAGCCAAACUCACCUCUGACUCAUGAAGUGGGCCUGUACUUAUUGCUGCAGAUAUAUGCACCCACAUGCGUACCUAGAUAUUCAGUAUUACAGUAUACAGACACAAAUCGUUAUGUGUAAUGCAGUAAACCUUGCUUUUUUUAAGUGAGCUGUAUCUCUGUACUGACUAAUGGCAUGAAUUAAACUGAUUCAGUAGAAAGAACUCUUCGAAUAAUUA